CUGUAGUGUGACCUUCGACCUGCCCUCACGGCGGUAUUGGAGUUAAAGCGUGUCGUGUGUACCUGGGGCCAGGCACAUCGCACAACGCUUGACGGAAGCAAGUCAGUAUGGCGAGCAGGGAGAUCUACUUUUGCGUUUUGCUCGCGUUCGCAGGGAUCCUGGUGUCAUGUGACCCGGUCGAACAGGGGGAGCUGCACGUGAUACACAAGCGUCAGGCCCCGGCAGAACGACCCAGCUGCCAGACAGGAGCGGCGGUGCCAGAAACAAGGGUAGACACGACCACCAGAUUGCAGGCCAUCAGAACCCUCUUUCCAGGAGUUCCCGGGGGUGCCAUACACGCUUACAUCGUCCCUAGCGUCGACGCCCAUCAGAGCGAGUACCCGUCCUACUACGACCUCAGGCGGGGCUACAUUUCCGGCUUUGAGGGAUCAGCAGGUACUGCUGUGAUCCUGACCAACAGUGCGGCACUAUGGACAGACGGACGCUACCAUCUGGAGGCGGACGAGAACCUGGACUGCAACUGGACAUUCAUGAAGCAAGGGCUGCCGGGUGUCCCAUCCAUCUCUGACUGGCUGGUGGACCAGCUCAAGACAACCCCUGGGGCCAGGGUCGGUGCGAGCCCCUUCCUCAUGAAUGCCCGCACAUGGAAGUCCUACUCGGAGAAAUUCGCCAAGUCUGGGAUCGCCAUGGUGGAGGUGGCCAAUGACCUCGUUGACCAGAUCUGGACUUCCGGUCGACCUGCGCAGCCCAACACACCAAUCAAUGAACUUCCUAUGGAAUAUGCUGGGAAGUCCUGGGACUCUAAGAUCGGCGACGUCAGAGGCAAAAUGAACGCCAAAGGAGCUGCUGCCUAUAUUGUCACCAGCCUGGACGAGACCGCAUGGCUUUUCAACCUCCGUGCUAGCGACAUCGCCUACAACCCGUUCUUCAUCUCAUAUGCCAUCGUGGAGAGAAACAGAGUCAGACUUUACAUACUGAACCACGCCACCAAGUUGACGCAAGAGCCUACAGAUGCAGCCACGACACGCAAACUGUACGAACACCUCAACACCGGCAUGGGCGGAUCCUGUGCUUCGUCCACGGGGUCCUGUGUGGAGGUUCUUGCCUACACGUCAAAUGGAAUCGUUGCCGCCGUCGCCGACAUCGCCUCUAACAGCAGUAAUAAAGUAUGGGUGUCACUGCUAUGCAACCAGGCUAUAUACAGUGCUAUACCAGAGGCCCAGCGUAUCCAUGGCAAGUCAGCCAUUGCUUUGAUGAAGUCCAAGAAGAACAUCGUCGAGAGGGCCGGGAUGCAGGCAUCACAUAUUCGAGAUGCUGUUGCCCUUAUCAACUUUUUGGAGAGAUUGGAACGAGAGGUGAAGGCAGGACAGCCGUGGACGGAGGUGAAGGCGGCUGUGGAACUGAAGAAAGAGAGAUUCAAGCAGGAAUUGAACCGUGGACUAAGUUUCCCCACCAUAGCCGGAUCAGGAUCUAACGGCGCCAUCAUCCACUACCGCCCCACCAACGUCACAGACAAACAGAUCACCACGUCUGACAUGUUCCUUCUUGACUCGGGCGGGCAAUAUCUGGACGGCACCACCGACGUGACCAGAACGCUUCACUUUGGACAACCUUCAGACUACGAAAAGGAGUGCUACACUCGAGUACUUAUGGGACAUAUCGACCUCGCUCUGCUCAAGUGGCCUAAAGGGCUCUACGGGCGUGAGAUUGAUGCUAUCGCCCGGGCCCCCCUCUGGGAGGCAGGUCUGCGGUACCUGCACGGCACGGGGCACGGGAUCGGGGCCUUCCUCAGCGUCCACGAGGGGCCGGGCAGAAUCUCCCUGUCCCACAACGUCAACCCCAGUGAUGAGGCGUUAGAGGAGCACAUGUAUUUCUCAGAUGAGCCUGGUUACUACGAGGACGGCCAAUUCGGUAUUCGUCUGGAGACCAUUGUCACAAUAGAACUUGCACAGACAGCGCAUCCAUUCCCCAACUCAGUGUUCUUGGGAUUCAAACCCGUCACAUUGGUGCCGUAUGAACCAAAUCUGAUCAAUUUUGACAUGCUUGGGCCAAAACAGAUCAAGUGGCUCAAUGACUACCACAAACGUGUUGAGCAGGAGGUUGGACCAAAGCUGAGUGGAGCUGCACUGCAGUGGGUGAAGGCAAGAACCCUGUCCAUAUCUAACCAGAGUACGAGCUCCGCCACGACGUAUGCUCCCACUGCGCUGCUCAUGAUGGGGGCUGCCGUAUUGUCGGUGAUGUCAUUGCGAUGAAUCCAGUCAUUUUCAGUUUGAAGAUAGUUUGCCCUGGUUAUUUAGAAUAUUUUGAUUUCGUUAACCGCGAUUCUCAUGAUAUACAUACUAGUAUCACUUUCUUAGACUAGCUGAACGCUGUAAGCCACUCACACGUUCAUCCCCGUCCCCGUCGUGUGCCGGUGACAGUGGAGGGUCCCAGGAGGUGUGAACGCGGAUGCCGCCUAUAUACGGUCCGCCUGUAUACGGUCGGGGUGAAACCAAGACAUGUAAACAUGCUAUUUCUGUAAGUUACGAGUAAAUGCUGUCAACUGGUAGUAUUGGGUUCAAAUUCAGAUUUCAAAAUAAAUUUCAAUAAUUUUUUUCAUUUUUUAUACUGGGAAUUAUGACCCGGUCCUACUAUAAAAUCUAAUACUCGUAGUUGUUUGUUUGUUUAACGCCGCACUCAGCAAUAUUCCAGCUAUAUGACAGCGGUCUGUAAAUAAUCGAGUCUGGACCAGACAAUCCAUUAAUUGACAUCAUAAGCAUCGAUCCACGCAAUUGGGAUACGAUGACAUGCAUCAACCAAAUCAGCGAGCCUGACCACCCGAUCCCGUUAGUCGGCUCUUACGACAAGCAUAGUCGCCUUUUACGGCAAGCAUGGGUUGCUGAAGACAUAUUCUACCCCGGAUCUUCACGGGUCCCUGAUACUCGUAUUCUCGCGAUCGUCCUAAUUAUGUACACCUUUACUCCGCCGUUGUAGAUAUACGAUGACGUGUCGUGCAGUAGCUUACCAGUUUCUUGUUUUCGAUUGUACGAACAUAUAUGCUACUGUUUGCAGUAUUAACAAUAAAUGCCCCAAUAUUUAAGGGAUCCUCUUUAAUUAUUGGAGAAGUAUUUAGACAUGUUGAAGAUGUUUGUUUAAAAAUAAAAUAAAAUAAAUCUAGACUAGUUUAAAUAUGAUAGUAAGUAAAAUAAUAGGAAUCCACUUGUGCCUUACGUUCAUUUCCUGCUUAAACAAGUAUGCAAUUUUACCUCUUUGCCUUUGACUUCAUAUCAUGCACCACUACAAUGUCUUCAUUUCGCCAUGAUAUAGGGUAUUAUGGCAUAGGCUGACCACAGUCGAACUUUGGUUACUGUUCGGGCGUACAUCAAGUACCUUUGAAAUUAUCAGAGAAUACCGGCUUGACAUUAAUGACACGGUGACACAAUGGCAUAAUGAUACACCUAUGAGCUGCAAUAACCUAUCUGGAAAGAAUAAUAUGACGGCAUUUGUUCGAGUAGUUACAUACCCUAGAUCUAUAACAUUGUCACAAUGAAUCUUUACGGGGUCGCCACGAACAAGAACCUUUAUUGAAUAAAAUCUCAAACUCAGCUUUAUUUUAAUAGAUUUGCUUAGGUAUAUUAAAUUCUUCGUUGAAUCCCACGUACAUCUUCUUAACUCUACCUACAAGGUUCCAAAGAGUGUUUUAAUUACUGUUGCCUUGCAAUAUACAACCAUGAGACGUGUGUGGAAUAAUCAGAAGGCUGCUGUAUGUGGUGUACAUUCAUACCAGAUUGUUGUAGAAUGUUGUUUAUAUUUGUGAAUUCUAAACAGAAACGGUAUAAUUUGUAUGAUUCCAUGUUUAUUUUUGUAUGGAAAUCUUGUAUUGAAUAAAAACUUUAUGCCUGUU
Molecule: messenger RNA, 3883 nt
Organism: Haliotis rufescens (red abalone)
Lineage: Eukaryota; Metazoa; Mollusca; Gastropoda; Lepetellida; Haliotidae
Product: xaa-Pro aminopeptidase 1-like
Exons: 21
Coding region: 108-2252 (714 amino acids)
Molecular function (GO): metalloaminopeptidase activity
Source: RefSeq, a predicted model, not a curated record